Pochonia chlamydosporia 170 is the source of this 381-nucleotide messenger RNA. RefSeq lists its product as hypothetical. Bases 1 to 381 code for a protein of 126 amino acids. NCBI's taxonomy places the organism in Eukaryota, Fungi, Ascomycota, Sordariomycetes, Hypocreales, Clavicipitaceae. The record is from RefSeq and is a predicted model, not a curated record. The transcript has a single exon.
AUGCCACCCACAACGAAAUGGAGUCGGACGAGGACGAGGACGAGGACGAGGAGACGGAGCAGACUGUACUUCCGCAUGGAGUAUCAUGGAGAUGAUCUCACAAGUGGCCUCGACUCAGCCAAGCACUCCGUUCACGAGGUACUCAAGUACCCAAGUACCCCAGUACCACGGGCAGGACUGGAGGCUCAGAGACUCGAGUCUCAAGCGAUUUGGGGAAGGAGUUUGCCAACCCAGAGUUGCCCUUCCACAUUGCAGGAAGGAGCAACUGCCUGGUUCGUUCUGGCGGAAGGCGCACGGGUGUCAUCCACUCCUGCCGCUCUGCCUGCAGCAGUUAAAUUACCUAGGUACCUAAGUACGGAGUGCAGCCGGAUGGCAUUUUGA